UCCUCUCACCUCUAUAUCUUGUUAAUUUCAUCUUUCCAAUCUCUUUUAUGGUGCUCCAUCCCCUGCUCUCUUUACACAACACUCAUAAACCCUAAAAAGCACACACACAUACACAAAACCCUUACACACACAUCAUUGGCUCUGUUUUUUCUUCUGGGUGAUUUCAUACUCCUGACACUUCGGUAGCUUUUAUUGCUCUCUGCUUGCCUUUUCUGAGUAAUAAAUUACUUAAAGCUUGAGCUUUAAAGAAAUGGCACCCAAGAAUGGACGUGGAAAGACCAAGGGAGAUAAGAAGAAGAAGGAAGAGAAGGUUCUCCCAGUUGUUGUGGAUAUAACUGUCAAUCUACCUGAUGAUACCCAUGUUAUACUAAAGGGAAUAUCAACCGAUAGAAUUAUAGAUAUUCGUCGACUAUUAUCAGUGAACACAAUAACAUGCAACAUCACCAACUUUUCAUUAUCUCACGAGGCAAGAGGCCCACGAUUGAAAGAUACAGUGGACGUUGCAGCACUAAAGCCCUGCACACUCAAUCUCAUAGAAGAGGACUACGAUGCUGAAACCGCCACAGCACAUGUGAGACGGUUAUUGGACAUCGUCGCUUGCACGACGUCGUUUGGACCAUCGCCGGUGAUCAAGGAGGAUUCCGGCAAGAAUCCGCCGGAAAACAAGGCGGCGAAGAAAGCGAACAAAGCGCAACAAAACCACAAGCGUUCUUCGACUGUGCAAACACCGGCUCCGCCACCGCAACAACCGCCGUCGAAAGAUGCUUCCGUUGACGGAGACGGAGAGCUCAGCAAUUCGAGUCCUAAGCUCGGAAGUUUCUACGAGUUUUUCUCUCUAUCGCAUCUCACUCCUCCGAUACAGUAUGUAAGGAGGGUAACAAGGCAAACAGAAGAUGAGAGUUUGAUUGAGGAUUAUCUUUUCUCACUUGAAGUGAAGUUGUGCCAUGGAAAGCCGGUUCAUGUUGAAGUUUGUAGAAAUGGAUUCUGGAGCAAUGGGAAGCAGAGGAUUUUAUGUCAUAACCUUGUUGAUUUGUUGCGGCGACUUAGUCGAGCGUUUGAUAAUGCUUACGAAGAACUCAUUAAAGCAUUCAUUGAAAGGAACAAGUUUGGGAAUCUUCCUUAUGGUUUCAGAGCCAACACAUGGCUCAUACCGCCUGUUGCAGCACAAGUACCUUCAGUUUUCCCACCACUUCCUGCAGAAGAUGAGAGUUGGGGCGGAAACGGGGGCGGUUUAGGAAGAGGUGGAAAAAGUGAUAUGCAUCCAUGGGCUAGUGAAUUCAUGUAUGUUGCAUCUAUGCCUUGCAAGACAGCAGAAGAUAGACAGAUUCGAGACAGAAAAGCAUUCCUAUUGCAUAGCUUGUUUGUUGAUGUUGCCAUUUUCAAAGCGAUUUCUGCCAUUCAACACAUAAUGGAAAACCUCAAGUCAAAUUGUUCUGAUCUAAGUGGCGAUGCUAUACUUACAGAGAGAAUUGGGGACUUAAGAAUCACUGUCUUCAAAGAUUUUCCUGAUGCUAGCUGCAAAGUGGAUACAAAAAUUGAUGGAUCCCAAGCAACUGGGGUGGAGAAAGAGAGCUUGGUGGAGAGAAACCUACUUAAAGGGAUCACUGCUGAUGAGAACACUGCUGCUCAUGAUAUUGCUACUCUAGGUGUAGUCAACUUAAGGUAUUGUGGUUAUACUGCUGUUGUAAAAGUCGAGGAGAGAGAAGUUGACAAGAAAGUUUCUCCAUUGCCAUACAUUGAGCUUUUAGAUCAGCCUGAUGGUGGAGCCUGUGCCCUCAAUAUCAACAGUUUGAGGUUGUUGCUACACAAAAAAACUUCACAACACAAUAACGUCCUCCCUAAUUUAAAAAGAUCCGGAAGUGAAGAGCUCGCUUCCCGAGGUCUUGUUGAGAGGCUAAUAAAGGAGAGUCUACAUAAGCUCCAAGAAGAGUGUGUAGGAACCGACAACUUUACAAGAUGGGAACUUGGAGCUUGCUGGAUACAACAUUUGCAAGACCAAAAGAAAACAGAAAAAGACAAGAAAGUUUCCACUAAAAAAGGGAAGAAUGAGAUGAAAGUUGAAGGGCUUGGGACACCUCUUAGGUCCCUCAAGAACAAGAAAAAAGAUUCAGAGGGAAGCAAUAUAGAAUCGAUAGUUGCUGAUGUUAAUGGGGAAGUAGAGAAUUCUGUGUUAGAUUUUGCAGAAUCCCAGCUGGAGGCUAAUGCAACUGAAAAUGAGGCUGCUUUAAAAAAAUUGUUAUCUGAUGCUGCUUUUACUCGGCUUAAAGAGUCAGAUACAGGACUCCAUCGCAAGUCUUUGCUGGAGCUGAUUGACCAAUCUCAAAAAUAUUACAAUGAAGUUGCUUUAACAAAAUUGGUUGCAGAUUUUGGUUCAUUGGAACUAUCACCAGUUGAUGGGCGAACUUUAACUGAUUUUAUGCACACACGAGGUCUCCGCAUGCGUUCUCUAGGACAAGUGGUUAAGCUUUCAGAAAAAUUAUCACAUGUGCAAUCUCUGUGCAUACAUGAAAUGAUAGUACGAGCUUUUAAGCACAUUCUACAAGCAGUGAUUGCUGUUGUUUCUAAAGCAGAGGAAAUGGCUGAUGCAAUUGCAGCUGCAUUGAAUCUUAUGCUUGGGGUUCCAGAAAGCGAGCAGGCUGUUGAUUCACUAACAAGAACAUGGCUUGAUGUUUUCUUAAAGAAGAGAUACGACUGGGAUCUUUCCACCUUUAACUACACAGAACUCAGAAAAAUUGCUAUAUUACGUGGCUUAUGUCAUAAGGUUGGGGUUGAGCUGGUUCCAAGAGAUUUUGAUAUGAAUACUCCCAACCCUUUCAAAAAAGAGGACAUCAUCAGCUUAGUACCAGUGCAUAAGCAAGCAGCAUGUUCGUCUGCUGAUGGACGUCAACUUCUGGAAUCAUCAAAGACAGCUCUGGAUAAGGGAAAACUUGAAGAUGCAGUUAGCUAUGGAACAAAGGCUCUUGCAAAGCUAGUUGCAGUGUGUGGUCCCUAUCACCGAAUAACAGCAGGAGCUUACAGCCUCCUAGCCGUAGUUUUGUAUCAUACUGGGGACUUCAAUCAGGCCACAAUCUACCAACAAAAAGCUUUGGACAUCAAUGAGAGAGAAUUGGGAUUGGAUCAUCCAGAUACCAUGAAAAGUUAUGGAGAUCUUGCUGUCUUCUACUAUCGCCUUCAACAUACAGAGUUGGCUCUCAAGUAUGUAAAACGGGCAUUGUAUUUGCUACAUCUAACUUGUGGGGCAUCACAUCCAAAUACUGCUGCAACAUACAUUAAUGUAGCUAUGAUGGAAGAAGGCCUGGGAAACGUUCAUGUUGCCCUCAGAUAUCUCCAUAAAGCUCUCAAGUGCAACCAAAAAUUACUCGGCCCAGACCAUAUCCAGACUGCUGCUAGUUACCAUGCAAUAGCUAUUGCACUUUCUUUGAUGGAAGCUUACCCUCUUAGUGUCCAGCAUGAACAAACCACCUUGCAGAUACUACGUGCAAAGCUGGGUCCAGAUGAUUUACGCACACAGGAUGCUGCUGCAUGGCUCGAGUAUUUUGAAUCCAAAGCACUUGAACAACAAGAAGCUGCAAGAAACGGGACUCGGAAACCAGAUGCAUCCAUAGCUAGCAAAGGCCAUCUUAGUGUAUCGGAUUUGCUUGAUUAUAUUAAUCCAAGUCAUGAUGGCCAAGGGACUGAUGGUGUGGGUUUAAAAAGGAAAACCUAUAUUCAGAAGUUAAAGGGGAAAUCGUACCAGAACUCGGAGGUUACAAAUUCUGAUGACUCGUUAUCAAAAGAUCUUGUGAAAGAAGUUUCAGAUGAAGAGAAGCAAAAUCCAGCCCUUGAACAUGAACAUGACAUACAGGUGAAUGAAGAACCUGUUGACUCGGGCCCACCUGUCAAGGAAGAGCCCAUUGAUGAAAUUCCAAUUCCAAAACUGGAGAAAACUGCUGCACAAAACUUUGUUAUUGCCGAUGAUGUCUUUCCUGAAGGAGAAGAAGGAUGGCAAUCCGUUCAAAGGCCUAGAUCAGCAGGCUCACAUGGAAGGCGAUUAAGACAGAAGAAAGCGGCUUUCAACAAGGUUUAUAGUUAUCAAAAGAAAGAGUUACUGCAUGAAUCUGAAGAGAAAUUGAAGAAUAACUUUCAAAACGGUAAGUAUCACUUUGUGAAGAAACGAGCAAGUUAUGCUGAUUACCACACUGCGAAAGUUCCCUCUUCUAAUCAUAAAUUUGGAAGGAGAGUCGUCAAGGCAUUGACUUACAGAGUUAAGUCAGCGCCGGUAUCUACUCCAGAAGAAAUUAACACAAGUGGUAAAGAGGAAUCUAACUCUUCAGUUGAAGUCGGCCCCACACAAACGACAAAAGAAGUAGCUCUGGUCCCACCACAGAGAAGCUCUAUAGUUAGUAUCGGGAGAUCCCCUUCUUACAAAGAAGUAGCUCUGGCCCCACCAGGUAGCAUCUCCUUGUUGCAGUUUGAGUCUCAAAGUGAUACUCCUGAUGACAAGGAAAUUGAUGAUGGUAAAAAUGACGAUUUUACCAUUCCAAAAGAAAUUUCCGAGUCUGAAAUUAAGGAAGAGAAACUUGAGGUAGAAAGUUUGAAAGAUGAAAUACGAGAAACUCAUUUGAGUGAGUUAGUAGGAGACACACAUACAGAAACUGUACCUGAAAAUGUUGAGGGUGAUGAAAUAGUUGACAAAAGUGUCAUUGACAUACAACUUCCAUUAGUUUCAGAUCUAUCUGAGAAAGAUUCUUCUACAAAAGUUAGUUCUCCAACUUACGCUCAAGAACUCCCAAACAAGAAGUUAUCUGCAUCAGCUACACCAUUUAACCCAACAUCACAAGCUGUACGUGUUCCACCGAUCCCCAUGAACAUAGCUCUCCCACCUGGUCCCACCCCGUGGCAAAUGAACAUGAAUCUUCACCCGAGGCCCACCAAUGUCUUACCUGGAGUAAAUCCAAUGUGUUCGUCUCCCCACCAACCUUACCCCACACCCCCGGGAACCCCAAAUAUAAUCCACCCGUUGCCUCUUAUGUACUCUCCUCCUGGCCCACCUUAUACACAAGCUCCAUCCUUGCCUAUAACCACUGGUCCCUUCCAUCCCAAUCAUUUUGCAUAUAUGGGUGCUAACGGGUUACAGUAUGUUACUGGCCCAGUUUGGCCCAAUGGCCAUCCGAUGGAAUUCUCCAUCUCACCACCAGCAGUAAGGCCCAUUUCUGAUCCAAUUUUGGAGACAAAACAGGUGGAGGUUGAAACUAAGGAAGAAGCUGGUCUUGAAGGGGCGAAAGUUAUUAAUGAAAUUGUUGGUGUUAAACCAGAGAACAUUGGUUCAAACUGGAAUUUGGGAAGCAGUGGUGAUAGUCAUGUGCUUAAGCCACCACCUCAAAAGGUUGAAAAUGAGAAGACGUUUAAUAUUUUGAUAAGGGGGAGAAGAAACCGGAAGCAGACUUUGAGAAUGCCGAUUAGUUUGUUGAACAAACCGUAUAAUUCGCAGUCUUUUAAAGUUGUGUAUAGCCGAGUGAUCAGAGGAAGUGAAGGUUCGAAGUCUACUAGUUUUUCUUCUGAAGGAAAUGGGGCAACUACUGCUGCUUAACUGAAGUGCGGUUUAUAAUUUUGACCUGAUAUCAUUAGCUUUGGAUCAUGCAUGCAGUUUUUACAUGGAUCUCCAAACAUUCGUUCAAGAGAAUUUACAGGUUCCAAACCAGAGGGUUAACAGGAUUUCCAAGAUGUUGAAUAUUGGCAAGAACACAGGUUUUUUUUGGAUUCUUGAUUCAUAUCCUUACAAGACUGAAUUGGUUAUAGUUGGUGAUAUUUUAAUUGGAUUUAAUUGUAUAUGGGACCAUUUUUGUUGAAACUGAGAUUUGAUUUAUGGACACAAGUGCAUAAUAAAUUUCUUGGUGAACCAACCAUGCAGAAGUGCUGCUGAUGAUACUAAUAAUAGAAGCAGUUUCUAGUAAUUCAUGUUAUGAUUUUUGAGUU
This is a messenger RNA of Helianthus annuus (common sunflower), 5955 nucleotides long. Its product is annotated as protein TSS. NCBI's taxonomy places the organism in Eukaryota, Viridiplantae, Streptophyta, Magnoliopsida, Asterales, Asteraceae. The transcript is spliced from 25 exons. Gene Ontology annotation, cellular component: cytoplasm. The record is from RefSeq and is a predicted model, not a curated record. The coding region runs from base 251 to 5569 and encodes 1772 amino acids. Gene Ontology annotation, biological process: organelle organization. Gene Ontology annotation, molecular function: protein binding.